Messenger RNA from Rhizophagus irregularis DAOM 181602=DAOM 197198, 1560 nucleotides. Lineage: Eukaryota; Fungi; Glomeromycota; Glomeromycetes; Glomerales; Glomeraceae. The record is from RefSeq and is a predicted model, not a curated record.
AUGACGACUUUGGUCAUCGCUGGUCUUGGAUGUGUAACCGCGGACCUACCCCAAGGCAAUGACCUAACUGGUGUAAAAAGACAUGGUGCAAUAAAGGGAUGUAGAACAUGUCUAACUGCCAAAGAAAAUGCAACAGACAUUACACUAGAUAUCGCUAAUAUUUCUCGCUACCAUCACAUUACCAAUACCCAAUUCGAAGAUAUAUUUACAGCUCUGACCCAAAAGGAACGAAGUGAUCUUGCGAAAGAAUAUGGUUUACAUACCAUUUUGCCAAUACUCGAUCAGCUUCAACGAGAACAUCACCUGCAGUCGCCGCAGGAUAUUUACCAUCUAAUAGCUGGUAAGACGUCAAAAUUACUUAAAUUGAUGAUUUCUAUAUUAUCUCCAGAAGGCGAACGAAGAUUUAUUAGAGAAUGGAAAUCGUUCAAAUAUCCUCGUCAAUGGUUGAAGUUGCCGAAUCCCAUAAGUCACCUAGAAAGCUUCAUGAUGUCUGACCAUCUUCGAUUGGGUAUGGUAAUGCCAUUUAUAUUGAAUAGAUUCUUGGUCAGUAAUUGUUUAAAGCCACAAGAGAUGGAGAAACUACAAGUGCGAACAAACUUGAAUCGCAAUCAAGUUAUCAAUGCAAUCGUUAAAUGCUGGGCAAUUGUAGCAAAAUGCUCUCGCCUUGCAUUUAAGAAUUCAUUAACAAAUAACGACUAUAUAGUUCUUGAAAAGUAUUUGAAAAUGGAACAAAAAGCAUUGAUAGAGUUAUUCGAUGAUUUCGUUGGUCUUCCUAACCUUCACGCUAACUGUCAUUUAUUGCGACAUGCAAGAACUUUUGGAACUCUCACGAAUACUGAAGUCGGAACAAAGGAGAUGGUCCAUCGUAUCUUUAAAAAUAUGGUUCCUCAUACCAAUCGCAAGAACAUUGAAUUUGACUUAUUAAAACGUUAUACGACUCUGCAAUCCAUUCGGUAUCUUGCAGAUGAUUGGUUUAUUAUGAAAAAUUCAGAGAUGGAUGACGAAGAACUAUUAGAAGUCUGUUCACAGUCUAGUCAAUUCCGAAAUAUAAUGCUAAGAAAGCCAAUAUCAGGUCGCAACACGAAUAUUGUCAUUGAUACAACGUUUCAAAUUGAUUUGUCUCUUGUAUACGAAAGUUUUGGAUAUCAUACAUCAAUGAUCAACAAAACUUUUAGUUUUUAUAAAUACGCAUCUUAUAUCAGUGGCGAAGCCCAACACCAUUUGAAUAUAGACGAUGUGGUGACCAUUCAAGUGGCCAAUUAUGGUGAAAGUUACGCAGUCAUCAAAGGAAUUUUUAAACACAAAAGCAACGAUGGUUAUUUCUAUCCAUUUAUUUACGUCAAUUGGUUUGAAGAUGCCAAUAAGAAUCACGACAAAUUGGAUUGUCCAAUCUUUGUUCUUCGUCGUGAUGAUUUUUAUCGCAAUAUUUUUCCAUUAACGGUUAUAGAUAAAGUUCGAAAGGUGCAUUUUGUACAUGAUUGUAAUGCAAGAUGCAAGGAUAGUCAUGAUUCGGAAAAUAAGCAUUAUUUAAAAAAUGACUUCUUUUUCGAAGCUAUUUAA